AUGAAGUUCAUCUCGCCUGUCUUUGUCUUCGUCGCCAUCUCGGCGGCCUCGACUGCCCUCGGUGCGCCUACUCCGGAUACUGGCGCCCACGAGCUCGUCCGUCGUCAGGCCUGCAUCGGCAGAAUCCUGCAAGAGGUGCUCGGUGCCGUGCGAGACAUCCGCACCCUCGACCCGCCCGACGCCAACAGAGCACAGGACAUCAUCGACAGCGUGUUCCGCGCGCUGAGGCAAUGCGGCGUCCCCCGUCUGCCAAACGUGCCCACGGUGCCUACUGUGCCCGGCUUGCCAACCAUCCCUGGCCUGCCUACUAUUCCUGUCCCCGACGUUCCAACGGUGCCUGGCGUACCUACUGUGCCUACGGUCCCUGACGUUCCAACGGUGCCCGACGUUCCUACCGUUCCUGGCGUACCUACUGUGCCUACAGUACCCGACCUUCCCACCGUUCCUGGCGUUCCUACGGUGCCGACUGUGCCUGACGUUCCCACCGUGCCUGGCGUACCGACCGUGCCCACGGUUCCCGAUGUUCCUACGGUGCCUGGCGUACCGACAGUGCCCACGGUUCCCGAUGUUCCCACGGUGCCUGGCGUACCGACCGUGCCCACGGUUCCCGAUGUUCCUACGGUGCCUGGCGUACCGACAGUGCCCACGGUUCCCGAUGUUCCCACGGUGCCUGGCGUGCCUACCGUACCCACCGUACCCGACGUUCCCACCGUACCGACCGAUCCUCUCCCUCCAAUCAUCCCUAUCAUCACCGACCCCGCGCCCACUCUGCCCACUGAUCCUCUCACCCCUAUCGUCACCGAUCCUCUUGCGCCAGUCGCUCCUAUCGUCACCGAUCCUCUUGCGCCAGUCGCUCCUAUCGUCACCGAUCCUCUUGAGCCAGUCGCUCCUAUCAUCGGCGACCCGCCCCUCGCUCCUCUCCCGCCCAUCAUCAGUGACCCGGCGCCCCCUCUGACCGGCCCGCUCGAUCCCAUCAUCAGCGACCCCGCGCCCGCCCCUCUCCAGCCCAUCGCUCCCAUCAUCAGCGACCCUUCGCAGCCUCCUCUCAUUCCCAUCGCUCCCAUCAUCAACGACCCUGCGCCCACUCUUCCUAUCGAUCCUGUCGCGCCAGUCGCGCCCAUCGUUGCUGAUCCGGCGCCAAUCGUGACCGAUCCUCUCGCUCCUAUCGCUCCCAUCAUCAGCGAUCCGCCUCUCGCCCCCCUUCCCCCUAUCAUCAGCGAUCCUGCGCCUCCCAUUACUGCACCUCUCGAUCCUAUCAUCAGCGACCCCGCGCCUGCCCCGCUUCAGCCCAUCGCCCCAAUCAUCAGCGACCCUUCGCAGCCCCCUCUCAUCCCCAUCUCUCCUAUCAUCAACGACCCUGCUCCGGCCCCUGCACCGGCUCCUGCUCCCGCUCCCGCUCCUGCGCCUCUGAUUCCCAUCAUCAGCGAUCCUAUCGCGCCUGCUCCGGCACCAGCACCGGCACCUGCACCGGCGCCCGCUCCUUUGAUCCCUAUCAUCAGCGACCCUAUCGCGCCUGCGCCUGCGCCCGCACCGGCACCGGCACCCGCUCCAGCACCCGCCCCUGCGCCUGCUCCUGCGCCUCUGAUUCCCAUCAUCAGCGACCCUAUCGCGCCUGCUCCCGCUCCAGCACCGGCUCCAGCUCCCGCGCCUGCUCCUGCGCCUGCCCCGGCUCUUCCCAUCCUGCGCCCUAUCACCAGACUCUUGCGCUUGUAA
Kalmanozyma brasiliensis GHG001 is the source of this 1713-nucleotide messenger RNA. RefSeq lists its product as uncharacterized. NCBI's taxonomy places the organism in Eukaryota, Fungi, Basidiomycota, Ustilaginomycetes, Ustilaginales. The transcript has 2 exons. Bases 1 to 1713 code for a protein of 570 amino acids. The record is from RefSeq and is a predicted model, not a curated record.